AUGGCUCUAAAAGGGGUCAUCCAAGCGGGCCCUUACUGCAGCCCAUCAUCAGCCUUCCAGGAUCGGGCUAAGAGCCAUACAGCUACCCGGCCGCAGUGGCCGAGACGGAAGCCCAACCCGCUCGCACGCACGCACGCGCGACUCGAGGCCAUCGCCCUCCUUCGCCCGCAGGCCUCACCCUUCCUCCGUCCCUCCAGAUCGAACCAAAGAGGAGGCAGCAACCACCGCACGCCACUGCGGCGCCAGGAGCUCGCAGAAGCACCGCCCCGCGAGAGGGAGGCCAGAGCAAGGAGGAGAUCCGGCGGCAGAGCAGGUCGGUCGGAGAUGGGAGUCCCGGCGUUCUACCGGUGGCUGGCGGACCGCUACCCGCUGACGGUGUCGGACGCGGAGGAGGAGGAGCCCGUGGAGCUCGAGCCCGGCGCCUUCGUCCCCGUUGACCUACGCCGCCCCAACCCGAACGGCCUCGAGUUCGACAACCUCUACCUCGACAUGAAUGGCAUCAUCCACCCCUGCUUACACCCCGAGGGCCGGCCUGCGCCCACCACUUACGACGAGGUGUUCAAGUCGAUUUUGAUUACAUCGACCACCUCUUCGGCCUCGUCCGCCCCAGGAAGCUCCUCUACAUGGCCAUUGGCAGUGGAGGAGGAGAGGCUGAGGAAGGAGUUUGAGGCAGAGGGUAGGACUCUAGCCCAGAAGGAGAAGUCGGAGGCAAUCGACUCCAAUGUCAUUACUCCAGGGACGCAGUUCAUGUUUGUACUAUCUACGGCGCUUCAGUACUACAUACAGUUGAGGCUGAAUCACACGCUUGGAUGGCAGUCUGCCAAGGAUGCUGAUUUGAUUAUGCUUGCUCUAGCAAAUCACGAGAUCCACUUCUCAAUUUUAAGAGAGGUGAUCUCCAUGCCAGGGCAACAAGAAAAAUGUUUUCUUUGUGGUCAAGUUGGGCAUUUGGCUGCUGAAUGCAGAGGUCCUAGUCAGCCUGAUAAUUCUGUGGAGCUACCUCCUAUUCAUAAAAAGAAGUACCAGUUUCUUAACAUAUGGGUGUUGCGUGAAUACCUGGCAAAGGAUCUGGAAAUUGUAGAUGCUCCCUUCAAGAUAAACUUCGAACGUCUUAUUGAUGAUUUUGUGUUUAUGUGUUUCUUUGUUGGCAAUGACUUUCUUCCUCACAUGCCAACUUUGGAAAUUCGGGAGGGUGCCAUUAAUCUUCUCAUGAGUAUCUACAGGUCGGAGUUCACAUCAAUGGGUGGUUACCUAACUGAUGGGGGUGAGGUUAUAUUGGACCGAGUGGAACAUUUCAUCCAGUCUGUUGCGGUCAAUGAAGAACAAAUUUUCCAGAAACGGGCACGCAUUCAACAGGCACUUGAGAACAAUGAAGAGAAGCAUAGAAUACAGAGAGAGAAUUCUGAGGAGAAUCAAUAUGUGGAUAAGGUAAAGUUAGGAGAGCCAGGAUACAGGGAGCGUUAUUAUGCUGAGAAGUUUAAAGAAGAGGCGGAGUCAAAACCCAUUGAUCAAGUUCGGAGAGAUGUUGUCCAGAAAUACGUGGAAGGUCUUUGUUGGGUUAUGAGAUACUACUAUCAAGGUGUUUGUUCAUGGCAGUGGUUCUAUCCCUAUCAUUAUGCGCCUUUUGCAUCUGAUCUAAAAGGCUUGGCUGAAUUGGAGAUAACCUUUUUCUUGGGUCAACCUUUCAAGCCAUUUGAUCAACUAAUGGGAACGCUACCAGCUGCAAGCUCCAAUGCACUGCCAAAAUACUAUGGGGAUUUGAUGACUGAUCCAGAUUCACCAUUGAAGUCUUUGUAUCCCAAAGAUUUUGAGAUAGACAUGAAUGGGAAACGUUUUGCAUGGCAGGGUGUUGCAAAAUUGCCUUUUAUUGAUGAAAUGCGUCUGCUUGCGGAGACAAGAAAACUUGAAGAUACUUUGACAGAAGAAGAGAAAUUCAGGAACAGGACUAUGUUUGACAUAAUUUAUGUUAGAGAUACUCAUCCAUUGACCGCUCAGAUUAUGUUCCUGUAUCAGAACUACUACCAUCUAUCAAGAACAGACCCUUAUGUUAUUCCCAUUCAGCCUGCUGUUAGUGGUGGAAUGAAUGGAUUCCUAUGUUUAUCUGAAAGGAACUGGUAUAGCGUCACUGUAACUUCUCCAGUUAGGGGGUUCAAUGGCAUUGCUCAGAACAGAGUUUUGAAUGCUACCUAUCUUAAUCCCCAGUAUCACAAACACAUCCCAGAGCCUCCAGUGGGGGUCAUCAUACCUCUGAAAGAUAAUAGUCGUCGACAAGCAAGAGAAAGGCCUCAGGUUUCUGGAGCCCUUUCUCUCUUAGGAGAAGCUGCACACCGUCUGGUGAAAAACUCCCUCCAGAUCAAAUCUGGCAAUGCUGCUGGCUUACUUGAUAUGCCAUACAGGGGUGCACCCUAUGGCCCUGGAAACAGACCAAGGCCUGCUGGACCAUUGGGGUAUGAGAGGGGUUUUGUGGAUAAUCCAUACCAUGCACACAUGUCUAGAAGUGUUCCAAACCCUCACCCUCAGUUCUUUGGUGAUUCUCAAGCUAACAAACAGCCAAUGCGGAUACUAGAACGGCCAAACUCCCGAAGUCAUGAUGCUGGUAUCCGUGCAUCAAUGUCAAAAUUGACAAUCCAAGAAGGGCCAAGGCCUCGUCAAAAUAAUAGGAUGCAGAAUUCCGGAUACUGGACCAAUCAACCACAUCCUAAUCACUUUGCCGGACCCCCAUCCCAGCGGCCUAUGCAGAACAUCAGUUUUAUACCUCAGCGACCUUUCCAAACUGGGGGAUUCCCGCAGCAGAGAUCAGUAAAUGGGGUUCCACCACCAUUACCUCCCAGUAACUGGAUUGGGAAGCAACCAAGUGGAGGCCACAUUGGUGUACCUGCAAAACACGAUCCAAGGACAGCUCCGGAUAGACAGCCUAAGCAGGAUGACCCAAGAUUGCAACAGGAUAAGAGACAGCAGGCUACUACCAAGGUAUACCAUGUGAAAACUCAAGCUACUAAUGGCAAUGGUUUGCUAGAGUCAGGUAAACAGGAAGAACCUGCAGCGUAA
This is a messenger RNA of Miscanthus lutarioriparius, 3045 nucleotides long. NCBI's taxonomy places the organism in Eukaryota, Viridiplantae, Streptophyta, Magnoliopsida, Poales, Poaceae. The record is from the annotation of a GenBank genome assembly.